GCUCGGGAUUCUUUUGAGAAUCUAGCACAGCAUCAGUUUGAAUCUCAGGCUUUUAUCUGCCUCAUCAGCUCUAAUGCAGGAAACGAAAAUGCGGAUCUAUAAGGAGAAAGACAUCGAAAUACCCCAAGACUUGAACCUUACUGAACUCCUUCAUCAGAGCGCCGGCAAUAUCCCCGUACCGGAAUCACAUCUCAUAGCGAAAGACAAUCUCACGAACCGUAGCCUUACUAUCGGCGAGCUCAGGAGUCGUGCGGGAAGAAUUGCCAAUGGCCUACACAAGUCACUGAGCCCAUCUCAAGGCGAUAGAUGGUCUCUCGUGUUGCCAAAUUGCGUCGAAUACAUAGAAUGUUUCCAUUCUAUUCUGUGGACGGGAGGUGUGUGCUGCCCAAUCAACCACGCUCUAAAACCACCUGAGAUUUCCCAUGCGCUUGUUGUCUCACAGCCAAAGUAUAUCAUUGCAUACGGUGAGGCUCUUCAAAGGAUCAUCCAAGGCAUCAGACUUGCCAGAGAUGCCUUGGCUGCAAAAGCGGUGGAUUGGCCAGAACCAAAGCUUAUGACUGUGAUUCAAAAAGUUCAAGGAAUCAAGCAUGUCCCUGACGACUUUCUGGAUGACGAGAAGCUUCCAAUCCAGCACUAUAACAAUACAAUGGGUCAUCUGGCGACCAUCCAUCUCUCAUCCGGCACCACAGGGCUGCCAAAAGGAGUCCGACUUACGCAUUAUAACUUUGUGGCAAACUGCUACCAGCUCUACGCUCAUGAUCCCCAGCAAUUCCACUCCAACUCUCGAACCGUCGCUUUCACCCCUUUUGUCCACAUCGCCAUGACGACGAUGCCGCUUUUCAUGGGCCCUUGGACUGGCAUGAUGCACCACGCGAUGCCAUCCUUCAAUCUCGAUGCCUUCGGCCCUCUCGUCUCAUCCGUUCGUCCAACUUCCUUCCAAGGAGUUCCAUCCAUAGCGCUUGCGUUCGCAAACUCAGACUUCACCACACGUUUUGACUUCUCCGCUGCGGAAAUAAUAAAUUGUGGUCUUUCGAUGAAGCAGGAGUUGUACGACCGUCUUACCAAGCGGGCGCCGUGGCAAAUCGUCCAGUUAUACGGCAUGACGGAAGCAAGUCCAUAUGUGGCGUACCAGAGGCUUGGGGAGAAACUUGAGCUAGGUGCCGUCGGGCAUCUUCUGCCCAACAUUUCCGCGAUGCUGAAAGUUGAGAAUACAAUGGAAGAUGCCCCGGAAGGAGGUCCAGGAGAAUUGUGGUUAAAGGGUCCGAAUGUCUGUUCUGGGUACACGGAUGAAGAGGUUAACAAGACAGCCUUUCCCAGUGAGGGAUGGUAUAAUACGGGCGAUGUUUGCACCAUCUCCAAGUCCGGGAUUCUGAGCGUGGUUGGUAGGACCAAAGAGUUGAUCAAGUAUAAAGGUUUUCAGGUGGCUCCUGCAGAGCUGGAAGCACAUCUUAAUUCACAUCCGCACGUGGUGGAGGCUGGCGUAGGUGCGACCUGGGAUGAGCAUCAGUUGGCGGAGUUGCCAACAGCAUAUGUAUUGUUGGUUCCAAGUUUGAAGACGAAAGCGGCGGUGUUGAAGGCACUUAAGGAUGUUCAGGCUAAUAUCGAUGGAUUGGUGAGCGGGUAUAAGAAGUUGAGAGGAGGUGUUUGGGCUGUGACGAGCCUGCCAAAAAACUCAACGGGGAAGUUUGUAAGGAAAGAUUUGGGACGGCAUAAAACGGGUCUGUCCUCUCUCGAUAUCGAAGAUGAGAAGCCAAGGUUGUAGUUACAAAAGAACUCGAAUAAGAUAUGAGGAGAGACCACAAGAUCUGGACACCCCUCCGGUGCACUAGAGUGGGCACCCGGUAGUACAGUAUUAGCAAUGUCAGCCAGAAGCCUGUUCUCC
Molecule: messenger RNA, 1882 nt
Organism: Hyaloscypha bicolor E
Lineage: Eukaryota; Fungi; Ascomycota; Leotiomycetes; Helotiales; Hyaloscyphaceae
Product: AMP-binding enzyme
Exons: 1
Coding region: 89-1762 (557 amino acids)
Biological process (GO): secondary metabolic process
Molecular function (GO): CoA-ligase activity
Source: RefSeq, a predicted model, not a curated record